Messenger RNA from Capsella rubella, 726 nucleotides. RefSeq lists its product as uncharacterized. Bases 1 to 726 code for a protein of 241 amino acids. The record is from RefSeq and is a predicted model, not a curated record. Lineage: Eukaryota; Viridiplantae; Streptophyta; Magnoliopsida; Brassicales; Brassicaceae. The transcript has a single exon.
AUGGAGUAUGCUCUUGAUAAGGCGUUGCAAGAGAUGUCAUUGGAGGAGGAUACACCGAUUGUUUUACAGAAUUUGCCCGAGUUCAGUUCUUGUGUUCGUAACAAAUGCAGUAUCAUUGGCAAGUUGUUGUGUCCGGAAAAUCAGAAGAUGUCCAACUUGAUCCAUGAGAUGCCUCGCCUUUGGCGAGUGUAUAAUAGGGCUAGAGGAAUAGCUCUUUCCAACGAUCAGUUCCAAUUUAUUUUCGAUUCUGAAACAGAAUUGCAAACUGUGCUUAAUGCUGGUGCAUGGACAUUUAACGAUUGGAGUCUGACAUUGGAGAGAUGGGUGGAGAAGCCACCAGAUGAUUAUUUGAAAGUGCUACCAAUUUGGAUCUGGCUGCGUAAUAUUCCAGUUAAUCAUAACACAGCGGAUACUAUCAAGGCGAUUGUAGCACAUAUUGGACAAGUCACGGAUGUGGCUUUUGAUCCAUUGAAACCGCGAAGCAAAGGCUAUGUUCGGGUCAGAGUUUUAUUUGAUGUGAGGAGACCCCUGAAGAAUUCUCGUCUGCUUCAAAUUCCGUCAGGUGAACAAGUUACCAUUGGUGUGGAGUAUGAACGAAUUCGUCGCCGCUGCUAUCAGUGCCAAAGGUUAACACAUGAUAAGGAACGGUGCCCUCUCAAUCCCUCGAACCGGCAAUGUAUUGCUACGGUAGGGGGAAAAGUGCUUCCACCAUUCCAAGUCGUUUGA